AUGAAAAAUAAUUACAACAAAUGAUAAUAAUAAUUAUUAAAAAGUCAUUUCAAAUAAUGAUUGAAUUUAUCAACUCUAUAUAGAGAAAGUACCAAUUUUCAAGGGUAAUUAAUUUCAGCGAAUAAUUAUCAUCAUUAUUGAUUUUUGUUUUUUUUUUUUUUUUUGGAAUAAUUCGUGAGUAAUCAAUAAUAGAGAGACGCGAUAUGAUGUGUUUUCACGUAUACUCUCAUUGACUUCCAUCUAAUUAAUUUUCCAUCGUUCAUUCUCUGAAUGAAUUUAAUGACACAAAAAACAUAUUUUACAGAAGAAAUUGAAAAUAAAAGAAAUUUUAUUUUUUAAAAAAUUAAAUGGACUUUUUUUUUUGCAAUAAGAAUGUAAUGAUUAAAAAGAAAUUAUCAAUUAUGUAAAAAGUGCAAAUAAAAAGUAAAAGUGAAUUUCAAAACUUAUGCGACAUUAAUCAAGAUGUUUGACAAUUAUUUCCAGUGUUUAUAGUUUUUGUGCGAUGUCAAAUUAUUUUGUGAAUUGACACACUUCUUGGAAAAAAAAAUAUAAGUGUGAAUUUUUUUUUUAUUUUUAAAAAAGAACUGUUUUGAAAAAAGGAGAAGUUUUGAUGUUUCCGGUUAUUGUUUGGGUGAAAACCUCAACCGGAUGUGGGGUACUGGUAUCGGAAGUAGAAGCAUGAGGGAGGUUGCAUCCUCAACGUAAUGAUGCAGAGGGCGGUUCUCGUGCUCUGUUGGCUACCGCUCCUCAAUCUAUGCCAAGCUGUCAAUCCAGGAUGUUCGUGUGUUGUGUACAGCAGUUCCUAUAGUCCUCAAGGAGGGACUUUUAGUUCACCUGAUUUUCCAAAACGAUAUCCAACGAAUAUUGACUGCCUGCUGUAUACAUUUGUCGGUCAACCGGAAGAAAUUGUCCAGCUCUCAUUUCAUCAAUUUAACACAGGUCCACUUCGUACCGAUUGCUCAAAAGGAGAUUUCCUCAAAGUCUUUUUGCAUUUGGAAAGUAAAGGUGUUUCUGAGUACACGCCUUGGACUGGAUUUCUCUGCGGCAGCUUGCGCGAUAUUCCACAAGUUCUUUAUAGUUCGAGAUCCACCCUUAUCCUCGAGUUUCACAGUGAAGAACCACCCUCUAAUGCAACCGGUUUUUCUGGGACAUUCCGCUUUAUUGACAGCCGAUUGUUUAAAACGAAUGGUCAUAAGAUUCCUGGACCAAUGUGCGAUUACGAGUUUGUCAGUUCUCAGCUUACACCUCAGCAUGGACGUUUCUAUUCGCCACGUUAUCCAUCCUCCUACCAGAAGAACAUCCGUUGCUCCUACUACUUCCGGGCAAGAUCUAAAGAGAGAAUUCGUAUCGUCUUUGAAGAGAUAUCACUGCAAAAGGGCGAUUUGAGUUGUCUGAAUAGGGCCGAUUUAAUCAGGGUGCAUGAUGGAAGGGAUUCUCGAGCACCUACAAUAGCUGUACUAUGCAACGAAGGAGCGGAAGUAGAGGUGCUCAGCACAGGGUCUGACCUCUACGUUGAGUUCGUCGCUAAUUCAGAACGUCCCGGGCAGGGCUUUAAGGCGAUAUUCCAGUUUCAACCUUUGGAAGAUGCAUUAAAUUCAGAGUUGGACAAGGUCGUCCCUGGAGGCGUUACGGGGAACCCCAAGUACUCGGUCAUUGGUCCGGCUGUCAGCGCUACUACAUCUACCUGUGAUAUGGUGUUUAAUAGUGAUACCACAAAAUCGGGUAUUGUAACUUCACCAGGAUAUCCAAAUCCCUAUCAAUCAAGAGUUCGAUGUAACUACGAAUUUCAAGGAAGAGGGAAAGAAAGAGUUCAAGUUAUAUUUCAAGACUUCAAUCUCUAUCAUUCUUCAGAGACUACAAAAGAAUGUAAAGAUGUCGAUUCGAUAAUGGCCUUUGUCUACAUCGAUGGAAAGCCGGAAAAAAUUGAUGCCUUUUGCGGUGAAAUGCAACCACGACCAUUAAUGAGUAAUGGACCACGAUUGCUUUUAGAAUUUCAAGGAAAAGAAUCAUCGCGUCAUGUCAGAGGUUUCAAGGCUAUGUACUAUUUCACUGAAAAUUUUGGUAUUACCAGUGGAAGACAAGAAUCCACUUAUCCAUGCGCGUUUGUUUUUAGCAGUAAUGACACAAAAAAUGGAACUUUUGCGUCACCAAAUUACCCCGGAUUUUAUCCGAGAAAUACAGAGUGCCAUUAUUUUUUUAAUGGACAACCGAAUGAGAGAGUUCACCUGCAUUUUCAUUUCUUCGACGUUGAAGGAGUUUUGCCAUGCGACUCUGUCUCUGCGAGUGACUAUGUCGAGUUUUCCAAUUAUAUAACGAAGGACCGGAAGUACUCACGGCAUUGUGGUCAACUGAAGGAGUUCGACAUCGAGAGCGACCGGAAGUUCUUUCGAGUUACGUUCAAAAGUAAUGACAGGCUGGAUGGUACAGGGUUUAACGCUAGUUACGUAUUCUUCGACGAAGGAGAAAAUUAUACGAUGAAAACGCCAGUAAACGUAGCGUCUACGUGGAAUGGUUGUGCAUUACUGCUGUUGUUGGCCUACAAAAUUUUAUUUAUUUAAAUGAAUACAACAUCUUGAAAAGCAAUCUACGCGAUUGGAUCACUGGCUCAACAUCACAACGAAAAAGUUCUGUCAAUAAUAAUAAAAAAAAAAAAGCGAAUGAAAAUCACACGUGUCCUUUCCAAAUGAAAAGAAAAGCGAUUUGUUUCUAUUAUAUUAAAAAAAAUUCGCCGAAAAAAUCGCCCUUCUUUGAAAAAAUAUUUUUUUUCCGGUACAUCAUCGAUUAAAGUAUUAAAAACAAAAGCUGAAAAGAAAUGCACUCAGUUCACAAAUUACGAAAAAUAUAUAGUCCAAUAAAAGUCGUGUGAUUCAAGUUUCAAAGAAUCGCCUCCAACGCAGUUGCUCUGGGACAGAAAGAACGAAUGAAAAAAGCUUCAAGAAUUCAAUACUUCAGCAUCCCUCUUCUCAGAAGGUAAAUUAAGAGGUUUGUUCUACGAUUUCUUUAAAGAGAAGAAAACUUAUUAGUGCGGGACAUCCAAUUAAGUUCUUUUUUUUCCCUUUCUUUUUUUUUUAUUAACCAGCUCUUUUAAUGGACAUCAACUUUUACAGAUUCUAGGAAAAAAAGAAAUUUUAUUGCAAAAACAAAUAAUCUUCCACCUAAUUAAAAUUCUCAAUUAGUAACAAUUUUUUAUUUUCAAAAAUAUUAAAAAUUUACAAACUAUUUUGAUACAUUUUAACAUUAAAAAUUAAUAUAAAUUACAAAUUUUUACAAAUUUUUUUUAAAAUUUUUUUUCGUAUUCGAGGAAAAAUAUUGUUCUAGAGCGACUGAUAUAAAUUUGAAAAAAAUUCUUUCUCGAACUGUGUCCACCGUAGAUAUGCAUCGAACGCAUUUUUUUAACAUGCGUCCCUUAUAUGACUGUGAUGUUUUCAUGUUUUCUUAACUUCUCAGAAGACGAAGAUACUUAGGUAAUAUUAUAUUUAAAAAUGUGAGAAAAAAUCUCCAAAUGCGUGACGUAUGUCGUGUAAAAAAAAAAAUCUAUUUUCCAUAUAGGUUGAAUGCAUCAAUGAGUGACCACGUGGUUUUCUCGAUUUUUCCCCCCCAAAAAAAUAAAAUAUUUAUGUUUGAAAAAAUUAGACAUUUUUUACAAACAGAAAUUUUUUAAAUCAAUUAAAAUUGAAAAGAAAAAUUUAUUUACAUCAAUUUUUAAAAAACAUGUCAGUCACUGAUGUGACAUUUUUUAAAAAAGAAAAAAAAUUUUAGCAAUAAAUACGAUUUUUUAAAUAGAGAAAAAAAAAUUUUUAUCCAAAAAGUUUUUUAACAUAAAAUAAAUGUUUAAUUCGAUAAAUAUAUUUCUAAAAAAAAGUUUUUCUAAAACUUCCCUUGAAUUAAAAA
Messenger RNA from Leptopilina boulardi, 3891 nucleotides. It is a transcript of the gene Sol1, whose product is annotated as suppressor of lurcher protein 1. Gene Ontology annotation, cellular component: plasma membrane. The record is from RefSeq and is a predicted model, not a curated record. Lineage: Eukaryota; Metazoa; Arthropoda; Insecta; Hymenoptera; Figitidae. The transcript is spliced from 13 exons. The coding region runs from base 705 to 2558 and encodes 617 amino acids.